Molecule: messenger RNA, 1042 nt
Organism: Ooceraea biroi (clonal raider ant)
Lineage: Eukaryota; Metazoa; Arthropoda; Insecta; Hymenoptera; Formicidae
Gene: CycH
Product: cyclin H
Biological process (GO): regulation of transcription by RNA polymerase II; DNA-templated transcription
Cellular component (GO): transcription factor TFIIK complex
Molecular function (GO): cyclin-dependent protein serine/threonine kinase regulator activity
Source: RefSeq, a predicted model, not a curated record
AUGUUUCCGCACAGUUCGCAAAAGAAGUACUGGAUAUUCAGCGACGAGAAGGACUUGACUAUGCUGAGAGAAAAAACUAACGCUGAAUUUAUUGCAAAGCAUGGAACUAACAUGACGCCAGAACAAAGGGAGGAACAUUUUCUCUCACAUACCGAGGAACGUACGUUGCUCCGUUUCUACGAAUUACAAUUAAGAGAUUUCUGUCGUCGAUUCAAUCCACCAAUGCCACGUGCUACCAUAGCCACUGCUUUACAUUAUUUUAAAAGGUUUUAUCUUGGUAACAGCGUGAUGGAUUAUCAUCCCAAAGAGAUCUUGGUUACUUGUGUUUAUCUAGCAUGCAAAGUCGAAGAAUUUAAUGUGUCUAUAUCUCAGUUUGUAGCAAACAUUAAAGGAGAUAGGGAAAAGGCAUCUGAUAUAAUUCUUAAUAAUGAACUGCUUCUUAUGCAGCAGUUGAAUUAUAAUCUUACAGUGCAUAAUCCAUUUAGGCCUGUGGAAGGGUUCAUGAUUGACAUAAAGACGAGAUACACAUCUUUGGAAAAUCCUGAGAAAUUAAGGCAACACAUAGAUGAAUUUUUAGAAAGGGUUUUCCUGACAGACAGUGUUCUUCUGUAUGCGCCAAGUCAGGUUGCGUUAGCUGCAACAUUGCAUGCAGCAUCGAGAGCUUCUGCAAAUUUGGAUAAUUAUGUCACCGACAUAUUGUUCUCGAGAGAACAAUUGGGAGGAAUUAUAGAAGGUGUACGAAAAAUACGCUCAAUGGCAAAAUGUGUAGAACCACCUUCUCGGGAAGUAAUAAGAGCUUUAGAGAAGAAAUUGGAUAAAUGCAGAAAUCAAGAAAAUAAUCCGGAUAGUGAAAUAUAUAAGCAGAGAAUGCAGGAAAUGUUAGAUGAAGAAGAUUUGCAAGAUAACGAAAAGUAUGCAAAGAUUAUUCAAGACCAGGCGGCCUAUGACGACAAAAUUUUGGGUGUUAAUAAGAUCUUGUCUCCCUCUGCACUGUAAUAAUUUAAAUGUAAAUUUUGUAUAAUAAUAUAUCACUUAAAAAUUC